CUGGUCACACAAAUUUUAGAACUAAUAAAAACAAGUUGAUUUAUUUGUAAGACUUAAUAUAAAAACAUGAAAGUACUAGUUACAGGUGGCACCGGCCUUGUGGGCAAAGCCUUGCAGACGGUGAUCAAGAACCAGGGUCGACAGGAAGAGGAAUGGUACUUUGCUGGCUCCAAGGACGCCGAUUUAACAAAUCUAGCCGCCACGCAGGCACUCUUUGCCCGGGAGAAGCCCACGCAUGUAAUCCACCUGGCCGCCAUGGUCGGAGGUCUGUUCCACAACAUGAACAACAACCUGGACUUUUUGCGCAACAAUCUCCUAAUCAAUGACAACGUCCUGCAAACAGCCCACGAGCAGGGGUGCGUAAAGGUCGUAUCCUGCCUGUCCACCUGCAUUUUCCCGGACAAAACCACGUACCCCAUAAGCGAGACAAUGGUGCACAAUGGGCCACCGCACCCCUCGAACUACGGGUACUCCUAUGCUAAGCGAUUGAUAGACGUGCAAAACCACGCCUACCACGACAAAUAUGGACGGAUGUACACCUCUGUGAUUCCGUGCAACAUUUUCGGGCCACACGACAACUACAAGCCCGAGGUUAGCCAUGUUAUUCCGGGCAUGAUCAACCGCAUGCACCGCCUUAUCACCGAGAAUCCGGAGGUGCCAGAGAUCGAAAAGGUAUUCACGAUAUUCGGCAGCGGGAUGCCACUGAGACAGUUCAUCUACUCGCUGGACCUCGCCGAGCUUAUGAUCUGGGUGCUGAGAAGCUAUGACAGCGUCGAGCCCAUUAUCCUCAGUGUGGACGAGUGCCAGGAGGUUACUAUCUUCGAAGUGGCCAGCGCCAUAGCUGAGGCAUUUCACUUUAAGGGAAAACUUGUCUGUGAUACGACGAAGGCAGAUGGCCAGUACAAAAAAACCGCAUCCAAUGCCAAGCUUCGUUCCCAUCUGCCUGACUACCUUUUUACGGACUUCGAAAUUGCCAUCAAGGCGUCGGUGCAGUGGUACAAAGAUAACUAUAACGAAGCCAGAAAGUAAUUCCAAAUGACGGACUUUAGAAAUGUAAAUAGAUCUCUUCUGUUCGCAACAUAA
Molecule: messenger RNA, 1083 nt
Organism: Drosophila serrata
Lineage: Eukaryota; Metazoa; Arthropoda; Insecta; Diptera; Drosophilidae
Gene: Gmer
Product: GDP-L-fucose synthase-like protein
Biological process (GO): nucleotide-sugar biosynthetic process
Molecular function (GO): GDP-L-fucose synthase activity
Source: RefSeq, a predicted model, not a curated record